AUGACAGUCACAGUGGUGUAUGAUAACUCUGAGGCAACAGAGCUCUGUGCAGCUCAGCACAUCUACCUCAAGCUCAUAGCAAAAUUGUUGAUCAACAUAUUGCUUCCAGGGAGUCUAGAACCUGCGAGGCCCUUCUCUAACUGGGAAGUUCUUGACCAGCUGAAGAGCCUGAUUUGCCCUGACCAGUUCACCACAGUUCGGCUCUCCAAGAGUACAAAGGACUUCAUUCAAUUUGAGGGUGAGGCUGAAACCCGAAGUUUGGUUCAGAUCCUGAAGGCAAAGUUACAUGGGAAGAUUAUCAAGCUAAAUGGUUUGAAAAAAGACUUAAAAGUAGUGGCUACAGAUGCCCAGGGAGAAUGGGAGGAAUUCCCCAAGGAAAAAGAGCCCUCGUUGAGUGACGGGGCUGAAGAGCAGGAGAAGAGCCCAGAUUCCAUAUAUUUUGAAGAGUUGCCCUGUAAAUGGUUUGCACCUAAAGGUUCUAGCAAAGAGAAGCCAUGUGAAGAGAUCCUUUGGGUAGUCUUUGAAAGUUUUGGGAAGAUCAAGAAACUGGAUAUCCUUAUGCUUGGCCCCUACAGAGAAGUGAUGACUGACAGGAGCUUUGGGGGUUUUAGCUUUGGCUUACAGACAUUUGAGGCAUACAUAUAAAUGAAACUGAUGCCUAAAGGAAAUGAUGGGAAAGCUCUGGCAUGUAACAUUAAGGUUACGUCUGAUACGACCAAACACUUCAGCGAAGGAGCUAUAAGGAGGAGAAAUCAGGAAAGGCUAAAAUUACAAGAACUAGAAGAAGAAAGGAAAAAAGAGAAGAGGAAAAAAAGAAAAGAUGAUGAGCAAAAAGUCCGAGUAAAGAGGAAGAAGGCCAGGGUAAGGAGACAAGCCCUGAAGGAAAGAGACAGACACCGGCACAGGAAACAGAAGCCCAAAGCCAAAGCUGAGGCACCUCAAGAGCCGGACUCUUCAGAGGAGUAGGAGGAGAGGAAGUACCUAGUGUCUCAGAGGUGA
Pongo pygmaeus (Bornean orangutan) is the source of this 999-nucleotide messenger RNA. RefSeq names its product A-kinase anchor protein 17B-like. The transcript has 4 exons. Lineage: Eukaryota; Metazoa; Chordata; Mammalia; Primates; Hominidae. The record is from RefSeq and is a predicted model, not a curated record.